GGUACGGAGCUUCGGUUCCGGUUCCGUUAAGUCGGAACUUCCGAUUACUAUUAUACUUUCGGUUCCGACUCCGGCUCCGACAUUUUUUAAUCGGAGGUGUGAAUCGGAGGUCGAAGCAUAGAUAGCGGGCGAGUGCGGCGGCGUGUGCCGACCGACUGUUAUGAUUCGACAGGUUCAUACGCGUCGCGCGGGGAAUCGCCCCUCCCCCGACCCGCGCACUCAAUUGUCAAUUAUUUUUUCACUUGUUAACGCACACGACAGCACGACACGUUCAUUGGUUAAAUAGAUAUUUGUUUUGAUUUUUGCGGCUUAUUAUCAAUGAAAGUCAUCUGUUUUUGUGUUGGACAAUGAAACCUAAAUCAAGUUGUAUUUGGAACUACUUCAUUCAAGUUAAUUCGGAUUCGGCAAAGUGUAAACUGUGUAUGAAGACGUAUUCAAGAAAGGGAGGUACGACAACGUCUUUAAAAAGCCAUUUGAAGUCUGUCCAUGCCACUGAAUAUGAAGAAUUAAUAAAGUUAGAAACUGAAAAAAAAAAUACUGUAAGUGUACAGCCUUCGACUUCGACGCCCCUUCAGGAUGCUAAAAAACAAAUAACUUUGAAAGAAACUUUGGCGAAGAAUACAAAAUGGUGCACUUCUAAUCCUAAAUCUAUGGAAAUUGACAAAUUGAUUUCUGAAAUGAUUGCUUUGCAAGAUCUACCCUUCAAUUUUGUGGAAGGUAUAGGAUUUCGGCGACUUAUGCAGUUCAUCGUGCCGAAUUAUCACUUAAGGGGAAGACAUUUUUUUACUGAAAAUAUUUGUGGCCAAUUAUAUGAAACAUUAGCAAAACAAAUUAAGGAUUUGCUCACGCAAAUUGAAAAGAUCUCAUUUACAACAGAUAUUUGGACCGAACCAAGUUCGAAUGUGUCUUUAUUGAGUCUGACAGCACAUGGCAUAAAUGGAGAUUUUAGAAGACUCAAAGUUAUUUUAAAAUGCCACACAUUUGACUUAAGACAUACAGGAGACCUAGUUUUAGAAAAUAUUAAGACUAUGUUAAAGGAAUGGGGCGUCGUAAAAGAGAAAAUUCACUGCUUUGUACGCGACUCUGGAUCUAAUAUGAUACGAGCAAUGAAACUCGGCGACAUACCUGAUGUCAGUUGCACUAUACACCAGUUGCAACUGUGUGUACGAACAUUAUUAGAUUGUGAUGAAGACAUUAAAGCCUUAAUAUCGAAAUGCAAAAAAAUUUCGACGCAUUUCAAUCAUUCCCAAAUAGCACGGACUGAACUGCACAAAAUACAAAAGGAACAACUCAACCAAGAAUGUUUGAGUGUAAUACAGGAGUGUAGUACGCGGUGGAACAGUACAUUUUAUAUGUUACAAAGAAUGAUUAGAAUACAAGAUUCUCUAUGCCUGUACGCAUCUAAGCACAACAUCUCUCAAUUGUCUCCUGAAGAAUGGCUGCAGCUUAAAAAAAUAGUGACUAUACUUCAACCUUUUGAAGAAAUUACCCGAAAAAUGAGUGACAAUAACACAAGUAUCUCAUCAGUAAUUCCACUUAUACACACUCUUAAGUAUACAUUACACACUGAAGGCAAUAAACAAGACACAAAUGAAAAAUUUAAAAGUAUAAUAAAAAGUACCGUCGAUCAAUUAAAUUCUAGAUUUAGUGACCUUCAAUCAAACAAUUUCUUUGCAAUAGCAACAUAUUUAGAUCCUCGUUAUAAAACAAAAUUUUUUAAUGAAGUGGCUAAACAGAACAUUGAAACAGAGAUAAUGUCAAUAUUUGAUGCAGCAGAUACUUCUAAAAACGAGGCUGAUAAUAUUGUCGCUCCUGUAGAAAAACGGGCAAGAAUGGAAUUACCAGCAGAAACUAGCCAUAGUAGUAAUGUGCAAUCAGUUUUGUCAAACAUAUUAUUAAGUAGUGAUGAAGAAGACGAUAAUAAUACCACACUUGAUAAAAGUCCAGUUUUUGAUAAAUUUGUCUUCGUAAAAAAUAUACUAAAUGAGUUCAAUAAAGAAAAACGUAUUAGUAUUAGUGAUGAUCCGCUAUUAUGGUGGAAAGUUAAUGGUAAUACCAAAUUCCAGCCCCUGCAAUCAAUUGCUCGUCAAUUUUUGUCUUGUCCACCAAGCUCGGUAGCGAGCGAACAACUUUUUAGUGGCGCUGGCCUAAUCUACGACCCCUUAAGAAACAGAUUAGAGGGAGACAAAGCUUCAAAGCUUUUAUUCGUCAAAUAUAAUACGCUACUUUUAGAGUCAAUUAAUACGAUUUAAUUUUUUUAAAGCUUUUGUUCGUUAGUAUAAUUUAAUUACUAAUUGAUUAGUACAUGCUACUUCGGGUUUAAAUUCAUUCUAUUUAAACUUGUUGUUUAUAUGCCAAUUUUGUUCAUUUUCUAUGUUUUAUCAUAAAACAUAAAACUUUUAUGUUACAACUGA
Molecule: messenger RNA, 2414 nt
Organism: Maniola jurtina (meadow brown)
Lineage: Eukaryota; Metazoa; Arthropoda; Insecta; Lepidoptera; Nymphalidae
Product: zinc finger BED domain-containing protein 4-like
Exons: 2
Coding region: 348-2252 (634 amino acids)
Molecular function (GO): protein dimerization activity; DNA binding
Source: RefSeq, a predicted model, not a curated record